AACUGCCACAGAUUUAACACGCCACAAAUCCUCUAUUUCUAUUCAUAUUCCAUACUCUUUUAAAUUAUUUUUUUGGGUAAUUCGCAAAAGGGCCUUUUUAUUGUUUUGAUAUAAAUAUUAAUUCAGGAAAUUGCGCUAGGGUGACUUGUUGCAUUCCCUCUCUGCGGCCGGAGAGUCAAGUUUCUAGCUUUGAGGGAGAUCUCAUCUGGGUUUUGUUUGGUUUGAUUUGGGUCUGCAUUUUAUUGGGAUAAAGAGGGUGAUUGUUUGGUUAAUUUUAGAGAGAGAGAGAUGAGCGGUGUAUCAAAAAUUUGGGAGAAGGUGAAUAUGAUGACUGAAGGAGGAUCUCGGAAUUGUUCGAAGAAAUCUGAUGAUAUAUGUGGUGAUGCCUGUGGUGAGGAUUCAGGAAGGCCUUUAAGCAUGACCAGAUUGAGAUGUAUUCUCAGGGGGCUCGAUUUCAAAGCAUUGCUAUUUCUCUUUGUGUUGAUCCCUACGUGCAGCUUAGUUAUAUAUGUCCACGGCCAGAAGAUCACAUACUUUCUGAGACCGUUGUGGGAGUCCCCGCCUAAGUCUUUCCACGAGAGACCUCACUACUAUCACGAGAAUGUGUCUAUGGAGAAUCUGUGCAAGCUUCACGGCUGGGGAAUUCGCGAGUAUCCUAGACGUGUGUAUGAUGCAGUGCUGUUCAGCAAUGAGGCGGACCUCCUAAAGAUGCGUUGGAAGGAGUUGUAUCCAUAUGUGACAGAGUUUGUCCUCCUUGAGUCGAACUCCACCUUCACUGGGCUGCCAAAGCCCUACCUCUUCUCAACUGUCCGUGAUCAGUUCAAAUUUGUUGAGCCCCGGUUAACUUAUGGCCAAGUCCCGGGGAGAUUCAAGAGAGGGGAGAACCCUUUUGUUGAAGAGGCGUAUCAGAGAUAUGCGUUGGAUUAUCUUCUCAAGCAAGCCGGGAUUCAAGAUGAUGACUUGUUGAUAAUGUCGGAUGUUGAUGAGAUCCCAAGUAGGCACACGAUUAAUCUCUUGAGGUGGUGCGAUGACAUACCCCCAAUUCUUCAUCUCCGCCUCAAGAAUUACUUGUACUCGUUCGAGUUCUUUGUUGAUAACAACAGCUGGAGGGCUUCUGUCCACGUAUACCAGUCUGGGAAGACGAAAUAUGCUCACUAUCGACAGUCUGAUGAGAUCUUGGCCGAUGCAGGGUGGCAUUGUAGCUUCUGCUUCAGACGAAUCAGCGAGUUUAUAUUCAAGAUGAAAGCCUACAGCCACGUGGAUCGAGUGAGAUUCUCUCAUUUCCUGAGCCCUAAGAGAAUCCAGAAAGUGAUCUGCAAAGGGGCUGACUUGUUUGACAUGCUUCCCGAGGAGUACACAUUCAAGGAGAUAAUCGGGAAGAUGGGGCCGAUCCCACAUUCCUACUCGGCCGUUCAUCUCCCUGCAUAUAUCUUGGAAGCAGCUGAUCAAUACAAAUUCCUUCUACCUGGGAAUUGCAUAAGAGAAAGAGAGAGUGGCUGACACUACACAAACGAGGCUGUGUAUCUUCUUGUACAGGCGGGGAAGCAAGCUUCCGCUCGACUCCCGGGUAAGGGUGCCCUUUAACCAAAUUCAUGGCUGCAGUGUGUUAUUUUUAUAACCAUGCUACAUGCUAAUAUCAUUCUCGCCUUCGAGCUUUUGAGAAAACGAUAAAAAUGGACAUAUCUCUCGGACUUCUUAGGUUGAGAUUUGUAUAUAAUCUUGGUUAGACUCGAUUUUCUAGCAAACGGAUAGCGUCAGUGGACUGAGUGAGAGGGAACAAGAGAAGACGGCUCUGCUAGGAACUACUUGUUGUAACUAGGGCAUUACAUAAUUACAUAAACGCGAUAUUACUGCAUUACAGCCCCCUUGAGGAUGGGGGUUGGUUCAUUGUUGUUGCUGUCCGUUUUCCUUAGGAAAUUUUUUGGUGUGAGCUAAUAGAUUCUCUACAGACUGUGAACUUCAUUUUGGAUCUCUCAAACUGUUUUUGAAUUUCUAAUGGAGUAUGGUAUGAUUCUGCUCUUGAAAUUGAGAUUUUCUUGCUGUUUUUCCUCGAUUUGUUUUACAGCUAAGUUUUGUCUUAAACAGAGGAUUCUCAAUGUUUCUUGUUUGUUGAACUAUGAAUUAUUGUAAAAAAAAGAAAAGAAAUUAAGAAAAAAGUCAAAUGAAAGAAAGAAUCUGAUACCCUCAAUAAUUUAUGAUGGUUUUUGGCAUUGUUCAAGGUUAGCAUGUCCGAAUACUUUUUUCAAGAAAAUAUAGUCAUGAAUUGCCACUGAUGGAUGUGCAGCUCAUUACAUUUGCUUUAUUCAACACUUGCAAAUUGUAGUACUAUAAUUUAAACCAAAAACCUUAUUAUACUUCAUGUCUUCAUAUCUUUGUUAAAAUAUGUAAAUCAAUAAGGGACAAAAAAUAGAGUAACUCUAUCCUCCACAAACUAAAUGAUUCUCACAAAUCUUGAAAUAUGUGGCCUCAAUGUUUAUCUUAUAUACGCUAAUGUGAGAAUCGACAGUUAGAAUCUCAACUGUUGAUUCAAGGCCCCAUUCCCAUGCCCAAAUGCACGAUCACCAUGCAAGAUUCUUCCCAAAGUGGGAUAGAAGCUGUAAGAAAAUUCCUCAAAGAAAUUCCAAAUGAAAAAGAAGCCAACUUUACCCAUAAUGGGAACUGAUGCAGAUGCUUCAUCCCCAUCAAGAUAAACCUUAUAAGUAGAAGCUGCAAAUACAACACCACCACCAUUCAAUUGUGAGAGAGAGAGAGAUAAUCAAGAAAAAUGCAGAUGUACAAGGAAGACUACUACACCACGGAAGAGGAAUUCCUCUACAAAGACGAAUUCAGCUACAGCAAUGGCUCCAUGCACAUGAUGAAGCCUCCUGUUGAGCAUUGCGUGCCAAAGAUCGACUACAAUGAUUCCUACACAAGUGGCAACCACCUCGAAAAGAAGGGCCACAUGGCGAUGUCGUCAGAGAUGAAGCAUGAAGGCUGGGGCGGCGCCAAGAGUGACCAUUAUGGCCAAGGUGGCAAGAUGCACCACGAGGGUGAUCAAGGGCAUUUUGGUCAUCACAAGGAGGGGAUGGGGAUGAAGCAACACGGUGGUGGAUAUGGGGGUGGUCAGGGGCGUUAUGGUCAUCACGGAGAAGGGGUGGAGCAUGGUGGUGGAUACGGAGGCAAUCAUGGGCACUUUGGUAUUCACAAGGAGGAGAAGCAGGGUGGUGGUUAUGGGGGUCAUCAAGGGUAUUUUGGUCAUGAAAAGGAGGGGAUGGGGAUGAAGCAAUAUGGUGGUGGUGGAUAUGGGGGCGGUCAGGGUCAUUAUGGUCAUUCCAAAGAGGGGAUGAAGCAUGGCGGUGGAUACGAGGGUCAUCAGGGGUAUUUUGGUCAUCAAGGAGGAGGGGUGAAGCAUGGUGGAUAUGGGGCCCACCAGGGGCAAUAUUGUCCACCUAAUCAGAAGUUUUCAGUCUGGGAAUUCAAGAGCAUUGUAGACUGAUAAUGGAGCAUUGCAAAUGAAUGAUAUGGAUGUUGUAAUAGUAUAUGAUGAUGAAGGGAUUUUUGUGUAAAAAUGUUCAAGAAUUCCUCUAUUAAAUAAGUGGAGUUAUUUGUGUGUG
Messenger RNA from Salvia splendens (bonfire salvia), 3593 nucleotides. RefSeq lists its product as uncharacterized. The transcript is spliced from 2 exons. Lineage: Eukaryota; Viridiplantae; Streptophyta; Magnoliopsida; Lamiales; Lamiaceae. Gene Ontology annotation, molecular function: beta-1,4-mannosylglycoprotein 4-beta-N-acetylglucosaminyltransferase activity. Bases 289 to 1500 code for a protein of 403 amino acids. The record is from RefSeq and is a predicted model, not a curated record. Gene Ontology annotation, cellular component: membrane. Gene Ontology annotation, biological process: N-acetylglucosamine metabolic process.